AUGCAUGUCAAACCGUGUGGAUUCCAAGCGAACUAUAAUUUCGCAGAUUCCCUUUCAGACACGGGCAACGCCAUGGCAACCCGCCCGGGCCCUGAAGGCUGGAAGUAUCCAAUGGGCAAUCGGCGAAAUCACCGGCAGAUUUUGCGACGGCCGGGCUACUCAUUAUCUGAGCAGAUGAUUCCACAGAUUGCCGCGGAACUGAAAUGCGACGACAGCAAGAAUGAAUUGUAG
This is a messenger RNA of Linum tenue, 231 nucleotides long. Lineage: Eukaryota; Viridiplantae; Streptophyta; Magnoliopsida; Malpighiales; Linaceae. The record is from the annotation of a GenBank genome assembly.